Molecule: messenger RNA, 1500 nt
Organism: Penicillium oxalicum
Lineage: Eukaryota; Fungi; Ascomycota; Eurotiomycetes; Eurotiales; Aspergillaceae
Exons: 1
Coding region: 1-1500 (499 amino acids)
Source: RefSeq, a predicted model, not a curated record
AUGAGCGAAGCCCAAAAAUACCAAGGCGCCCUGUACCGCGAAAAACCUGCCAAAGGAGGUAAGAAGGGCCAAAACGGACAGAAUGCUGCCAACCAAAAGGACAAGGGCAAUGUCAACGCCAAUGCGUCCAAGCAGCCUCGAGUUGAAGAUGGUUCUGAUGGUGAAGCCCUCAAGUCCGAAGCGGCCCCGCCCCCGGCGCCUUCGCCCCCUCCUGUUGGCGAGGGCAAAGCCACUUCAGAUGCGCUGGCUAAGGGCGAGAAGCCCGUCAACGUCUUCGACUAUCUAGUCACCGAAUCGACCCCGAACGCUUCAAAGAUGUCGCUGGCCCCUCAGGCUACGCCCAAGGAACAGAUGCGUAUGGUGGCCAACGCCAAGUCCGUCUUCGAGCCCAGUAGUGCACUGGCCAAGGUGGAUACCAAGACUGAUGACGAGGGUCACUACGACGUUGCUUACGAGGAGAAUGGUUUCUCCUACGGCGCAGACCCCGUCUCUCCGUCCAUGAACCCCAAAGACGCCGCGAACGCGUCGACAGAAUUUGUCACUCCCGCUCCCAAGAAGAGCAAGAAGGAGCGACGCAAGGAGGACAAGCGCGAUGGCGAGGCUGUGAGCGAAAAGAAGCGCAAGCGUGGACAGGAGAACCCUGCCAGCCCGCAAGUGAAUGAGGAUACCCCAAUGUUGGAUGCGCCCUCCAGUGUCAUCAACAACGCCGGGACCCCCCACCUCGCUCACUCCGGCCUGACCGGUGGUUUGAACCGUAUGAUGCGCUCUGCAUCCCCCGAGGGUUCUCCUGACCUCCACCGCCAGCCCUACAACGAUGCCUCCUCUCCGAUCAAGCGCACUCGCCGCAACGGGAAGGAAUCCAAACAGAGCAUCGGCCACGGCGAUCAAGGUCUCGGGAUCUCGAUGAAGAACCGAGCCGAGCGUCUGGUGUCUUCCAUGUUCGGUGGAUCGGUUGCCUCGACCAGCAGUGUGACUCACGAUAGCAGCUCUCGCGCACCUGCUCGCACCCGCCGCGGUUCUUCCUCCGAUGCCGAGGACGGUCUCGAGGUCCGCAAGAAGAAGUCCCAUCGAAGCCGCCAUGUCUCCGACUCGCACUCGGACCGGAAGGCUAAGCGGAAGAGCAGUAACCCCACCGAUGGGGAUCGGCCCAGUCGUCGUCAGAAACAGAGCGAUGAGCGUCGCCGAUCAGACUCGCGCUCCCCGCAUCGCGAGCGCCAGGUGACCGUCUACCGCGCGUCGAAGCCGCCGGCGCGCGGCGACGAGGAGCUGCAGCGGGAGUUGGCCAUGCAUUUCCUCAACAUCGUGGCGUCCAGAGAUAGCGAGCGCGGCUGCUCAAUUCACAAGGCUCUGAAGCGAUUCCAUCGUCAAUUUGAAGAUGAUCGCUACUCGGAUCUAGGUCAAGAUGGCGGUAUGGACCGCAGAGCGGAUGAUGAAAAGGACCUUUGGCGGGCUUUGAGGUUGAGACGAAAUGACCGGGGAGAAAUUGUUGUUUUCAUUUAA